Molecule: messenger RNA, 3259 nt
Organism: Anopheles darlingi
Lineage: Eukaryota; Metazoa; Arthropoda; Insecta; Diptera; Culicidae
Product: proton-coupled amino acid transporter-like protein CG1139
Exons: 8
Coding region: 1178-2605 (475 amino acids)
Biological process (GO): amino acid transmembrane transport
Cellular component (GO): vacuolar membrane
Molecular function (GO): amino acid transmembrane transporter activity
Source: RefSeq, a predicted model, not a curated record
AGCGUCUUCCGCCGAACCGAUCAGCCGUGUUUUGAGCCGGGGCCAGAGCAGUAGCAGCAGCAGCAACAGAAGCAACAAGAGCAUCAGUCCUUCGCGGGCAUCCAACCGUGCAUCACUCAACGGUACACCUCUCUCUCUCUCUACACACUCCGCUUAGUCACCGGCUUAGGAGGCGAUCCGUGAUCGUAGUGCCAGUUAUAAUCGCCGCACAGUGGAGGACAAUAGACGGCACGAGAUUUUGGCGAUCAACGCUCAGCAGCAGCAGCCACGAGCUCAGCCAAGUGCCAACACCUCGACUAAUCGCCCUAAACUAAGGCUCUAUUCACGGUCGAUCGUAUCCUGGCGCAGCGCAGCGCAGGGAGUCUAUUUUGAGGAACGACGACGACGACGAAUCUUGGAUUGUUCUGUUCUGUUUCCGUGGCUCGAUCGUUGAGUUGAGUUGUCAGUGUCAAUGUCGGUGGCGACUCAUCAAGCGAAGAGGACUCUUUCCACCUAGGAACCGACCGAUCGUACCUGUCGUCGAAGCUGUCAUUGUUCCUGGUUCCGUAGGCUGCCCCCCCGUUCGUCACGCUUCGAACGUGAUACAGCUCGUGAGCGCAUUUUUUUUAAAGUUACGAUUGUUUAAAUCAAAUAUUUAUCACCUCAAGACGGCGCACCGCCGGAGUAGCGACGGAGAGACCGAACGAGACCACACGGACAGUGGCGGACAGUGGUGCUACCCCCGCUCGUCGACACGUCCCACGAUCAUCGGACGGAAUGUAAAAAGUGAUCAUACCGGACCGCCACUCGCCGUAACGCUGAAGUGCUUUGAAGUGUAUCGAAUAUUUUAUCAAAGUCAAGUCUUAGGCUGUGUGAGUGUGCUACUGGCUAGUGGGAAAGCGUUUGUUUGUGACAACGCGAGUAGUAGCUUGGGCAGCUCAGGCACACCAGCAACCGAAGGCGCCGUCGACGACACCCAGACGGAUUGGUUUUUUGUGCGUGUGUUUUCGUUAGCGGUAAAAAAGAACUGUUUUUAUCAAAGAACGAUUGUGUCCGUAUAGAGAGGAAGCUUUGAGGCAAUUAGAAUAGAUAGGGGCCACCACCAAAACCAGGAACCGGACGGAAUUGACUUGUUCGAACACAUUCGCACCUUCGUGAUUUCGUGUAAGCUGCACUCCCAACUCCUGCAAGCUCCACAAUGACGGUAGAUAAAGGCCACACCAAUACUGGGUUCGUCGGGGACGAGGGAAUCAAUGGCAAAAAGCUUUCCCAGGCUAAGACCAUCGAUCCCAACAUGUACACGCUGGAGAUCCAGGAGAAGAAGCCCGGCCUCGAGACGGAUUACGAUCCGUAUCAGCAUCGGCACGUGGAGCACCCGACGACGAGCAACGAAACGUUGAUUCACCUGCUGAAGGGUUCCCUCGGUACCGGCAUCCUGGCGAUGCCGAACGCGUUCCACCAUGCCGGCUGGACGGUCGGUGUCAUUGGUACCGUGCUGAUCGGACUGCUCUGUACCUACUGCAUUCAUCUGCUGGUGAAGGUCGAGUACGAGCUGUGCAAGCGGAAGCGCGUCCCAAGCCUCAACUACCCCGCCGUUGCGCAAGCGGCCAUCCUCGAGGGACCUAACGCACUGAAACCCCUUUCCAAGAUCAUCAUUCACAUUGUCAACGUGUUCCUGCUGAUCUACCAGCUCGGCACGUGCUGUGUCUACGUGGUGUUCGUGUCGUCCAACAUCAAGGCGAUCGCCGACUACUACACCGAAACCGAUACCGAUGUGCGGUUGUUCAUGCUCAUCAUUCUGCUGCCACUGAUCCUGAUUAAUUGGGUUAGAAAUCUGAAAUUCUUGGCACCAUUCUCGACGAUCGCCAACUUCAUUACGCUCGUCUCGUUCGGCAUCAUCCUGUACUACAUCUUCCGCGAGCCGAUCUCCUUCGAGGCUCGCGAUAAGGUCGGCACGAUGAGCGGUUUCGCGCUGUUCUUCGGUACGGUACUGUUCGCGCUGGAAGCGAUCGGUGUGAUCCUGCCACUGGAGAACGAGAUGAAGAAACCGAAAAAGUUUGGCGGCAACUUUGGUGUGCUGAACAAGGCCAUGAUCCUGAUCGUCACGCUGUACGUCGGUAUGGGUUUCUUCGGCUAUCUGAACUAUGGUUCCGCCAUCAAGGGCUCGAUAACGCUCAAUCUGCCGGAGGGAGAGAUCUUGGCCCAGUGCGUCAAGGGAAUGCUGGCGUUUGCCAUCUACAUCACGCACGGACUGGCGUGCUAUGUCGCGAUCGACAUUACCUGGAAUGACUAUUUGAGGAAAAGCCUGGGCGAAUCCCCGCGCAGCACCUUCUACGAGUACAUUACGCGCACGGUGCUCGUGCUGAUCACAUUCCUGUUGGCGGUAGCCAUCCCCAAUCUGGAGCUCUUCAUUUCACUGUUCGGUGCACUGUGCCUUUCGGCGCUCGGUAUCGCGUUCCCGGCCCUCAUCCAAACCUGCACCUACUGGCACCAGCGGCAAGGUAUGGCGAAGGUGUGGAUGGUGGCGAAGAACAGCUUCAUCGGGAUCAUCGCCGUGUUUGGGCUGCUGAUCGGUACGUCAACGAGCCUGAUCGAGAUUAUUCACACCUUCGGUCACGACGAUUGAGCUGUUUGGACGAGCUUCCCCUUUUACACCCAUUUUGCAAGUAAACUACGGGUGGGCUGUCGCGUAUGCGUGUGUGUGUGAGCUCUAAACAAACAAGCGCAUCCGCCAUACGCGACGCUAGAGAGGAGCAAUUCGCCAUUCAAACCGAUCGUACCCUCCCACCCGACCUGUUCCAUACAUGUCCAUCCCGAUAGAAAAGUAUUAUUUGGCGCGUCGUCAACGUCAUCGAAGUGCAGCACCUCGAGGUGACAGCAAACUGUGAAAGGGAAAGCGAGCAGAAAAGUUACGUGGAGGUUUGUGGGAGUCUGCUUGCCGAAGCCAUAACCAUUCCUAUGAGCGAAUUGAACAAACCGAAACCCAUGGGUGCACCGGAUGAUGUUGGCGAGUGUUCCCGCCAGGUGUGGCAGGUGGCUCCUGGGACGAUUUGUUUUAAAUAGAUUUUCAGCAGAAUUGAUCAAAGCAUUCAGCAUGUUCCCUAUGAUCGUAACGAUCCUAUAACUGUGAGGCAGGGCGGAAGGAUCCAGCCCACCAACGGACGGACGUAUUUGUAAGACUAGAUUGCUAGAUGAAUGAAAUGAUAAAGCCCCGUCGAUCGUCAUACAUGUGUAUAUAGUUUAAGCAAGAAAGCAAAUAAACCUUUAUUUUAAUUAAAUA